GCUUACUGAGCUUUAGACAACAUUGUAUCAGAGCCCAUUAACAUCUGCAUAUAAAACUCUAACGCGUUCAGUCACUACCCCUCUCAUUGUUAGGGUUUUGGAGGUAGAGAAAGGAGCAGCUGAGCAAGAUCGGCCAAAAUGUCGAAGAGAGGUCGCGGAGGUUCCGCGGGGAACAAAUUCAGGAUGUCGUUGGGUUUACCGGUGGCAGCCACUGUUAACUGUGCCGACAACACCGGAGCAAAGAACUUGUACAUCAUUUCAGUGAAAGGUAUCAAAGGAAGGCUUAACAGGUUGCCAUCAGCUUGUGUGGGUGACAUGGUUAUGGCUACAGUGAAGAAGGGUAAGCCUGAACUCAGGAAAAAGGUUAUGCCAGCUGUCAUUGUUCGUCAACGCAAGCCGUGGCGCCGAAAGGAUGGUGUCUUCAUGUACUUCGAAGAUAAUGCUGGUGUAAUUGUGAAUCCCAAGGGAGAAAUGAAAGGAUCUGCAAUCACAGGGCCAAUUGGGAAAGAGUGUGCUGAUCUGUGGCCAAGAAUUGCAAGUGCUGCCAAUGCUAUCGUGUAGAAGAGUUGCCUUCUGUAGUUUGAGAUUCUUGUUGAGGGUUGAUUUAUGUGUUCGGAUAUUAGAGAUUGUCUUAUUAAGAGAGUUUUUGCUGGUUUGAGAAUUUUACAUCUAGAAUACAUAACUAUUGCCUGUUUCUUCUA
Messenger RNA from Lycium ferocissimum, 701 nucleotides. Its product is annotated as large ribosomal subunit protein uL14-like. Gene Ontology annotation, biological process: translation. The transcript has 4 exons. NCBI's taxonomy places the organism in Eukaryota, Viridiplantae, Streptophyta, Magnoliopsida, Solanales, Solanaceae. Bases 139 to 561 code for a protein of 140 amino acids. Gene Ontology annotation, molecular function: large ribosomal subunit rRNA binding; structural constituent of ribosome. Gene Ontology annotation, cellular component: cytosolic large ribosomal subunit; ribosome. The record is from RefSeq and is a predicted model, not a curated record.